CACCAUGCAAAAGAAAAGCUAGUAUAUCUAUCUUGAAAUCUAUUAUUCCGGGGAUCUUGUCAGCAAUGCUUCUUGCGACCUCCAUAAUUUGGAUGUUGAUGUUACGCAGAAAAAAGAAUGCAACAGCUGCAGCACAUAUUAUCUUGAUGCCUCAAGUUUUAUCUAGAAGGGUUUCAUACCAAGAGCUCCUACGUGCGACAAAUGGAUUCAAUGAAAGCAACUUACUUGGUAUUGGGGGUUUUGGCUUAGUAUAUAAAGGAACAUUUCCAGAUGAGACAGAUGUUGCAAUAAAGGUUUUCAAUUUGGAUUUAGAAGGGGCAUUUGCAAGUUUUGAGGUUGAAUGUGAAAUGCUAAGUAAUGUUCGUCACCGAAAUCUUGUCAAAGUCAUCAGUUGUUGUAGUCAAAUUGAUUUCAAAGGUCUUGUAUUGAAUUACAUGCCUAAUGGGAGCCUUGAGAAGUGGUUGUAUUCUCAGAAUUCUUCUUUGGACUUAGUGCAGAGGUUGGAUAUAAUGAUAGAUGUUGCAUCGGCAUUGGAGUACCUUUACCAUGAUUAUGAAGUACCUAUUGUCCACUGCGAUUUGAAACCAAGCAACAUCUUACUAGAUGAUGAUAUGGUUGCACAUGUUGCUGAUUUUGGUAUUGCAAAACUCUUGGGUGGAAGAGAUUCUAUGACUCAAACCAUGACCCUGGCCACAAUUGGGUAUAUUGCUCCAGAGUAUGGAACGGAAGGAAUAGUGACCAGAAGAGGGGAUGUGUAUAGUUUCGGUAUUGUAGUGAUGGAAACAUUUACAAGGAAACCAACUCAUGAGAUCUUCAUUGGGGAAAUGAGAUUAAGUCAAUGGGUUGCAAAUCACCUAGUUCCAAAUGCGAUAGUUGAUGUCGUGGAUGCUACUUUACUUGGAACCGAGGAGGAUCAUGAGUUCGUGAGCAAGAGGGAGUGCUUAUCAUCUAUAAUGAGAUUAGCUGUUGCUUGUUCAGCAGAAUCUCCGGAAGAGAGGAUAAACAUGCAAGAGGCUGUAGCCAUGCUUAAAACAAUCAAGAUCAAGUUUUCAAAGCAAACUGCAGCAGGAGAAGACUGAUUGCAAAUCGAAUGGAGUCAUGUGUUCUAGAAAGCCUCACAUCUCAGAGAUGCUUGAUAAUCGGCUUUAGUGUGUGAAGAAGUAGUCUCAUUUAGUUGUCUGACACCUAUUGUCUCUUAAAAACCUGACACUGAUUCGUUGCUCUAAGCUCCAGUACUUGCCAGUGGCAAAACUUGUGAAUAUCCUUUGCUAGACCAAUGCCGGUGAAACCUUCAUAUUGCAAAUGGCUCUAAACAGCAGGCAUCAUCAACCUCAAUAUGCUAUCUG
Molecule: messenger RNA, 1346 nt
Organism: Rosa rugosa (rugosa rose)
Lineage: Eukaryota; Viridiplantae; Streptophyta; Magnoliopsida; Rosales; Rosaceae
Product: probable LRR receptor-like serine/threonine-protein kinase At3g47570
Exons: 4
Coding region: 66-1079 (337 amino acids)
Biological process (GO): protein phosphorylation
Molecular function (GO): protein kinase activity; ATP binding
Source: RefSeq, a predicted model, not a curated record